Linum tenue is the source of this 1485-nucleotide messenger RNA. NCBI's taxonomy places the organism in Eukaryota, Viridiplantae, Streptophyta, Magnoliopsida, Malpighiales, Linaceae. The record is from the annotation of a GenBank genome assembly.
CAGACAAAAAAUAGCAGAGGUCGCAGAACUAACUCGCAGAAAAAGGAGAGAUUCUGAUUCCGAGCUGAGAAAGCAAAUUGUCUCGCACAGAUCCGUCCACCCAAGGUAAGAUGCGCGGCCGCGGCGGUGGCGGCAGAAGUGGCGGAAGGGGCGGCGCAGGGAACUACACGAAUCCAUGCUUGACUAUGCACCAGCCUUGGGCUUCUCUCCUUGUCUACGGAAUCAAACGCAUCGAAGGCCGAUCGUGGCCGGCUCCCCUUCGCGGUAACUAAAUUCAAAUUCCUUCAGCUUCGUCGAUUCCCAGACAUAAAAAAAGGUCCCAAUAUUUUGCUCUUAUGAGUUUAGCACCGGAGCGGCGAGUGGCAUCUAUCUAUUCCAGUUUGCGUUAAAAGAAUGGAAUUUUACUAGCUGGAAAACUUUGGCCGUCUGUGGAUUCAUGCUGCCAGUAAAGUUCCCGAGCAAGAUACAAUCAAAGCAAUGGAAGAGUUCUACAAGGAAAUCUAUGCACUGAAUGGCGUUACUGACAUCAAGUUUCCAGAACAUUACCCUGUUUCCAGACUCUUAGGGUGCGUUGAGGUAGUUGGGUGUCUAAAACUGGACGAGCUGGCAAGCUGGGAGGCCAUACCAGAAGGGGUGAGGGUAGAAGGACAAACUGAUUUUUGCUGGCUUUGUGAACAACCACAGAAAUUGCUUAUUCCAUUCGAGAUGAGAGGUUUUCAAGGUGUUUAUAACCUGGAAAGGAAGAUAUAUGAGUCUGCAGCUAGAGGCCUUGUCCCUGUGGAAGGUCCACUGCCUGUAAAAUUUCCCCUUCCAAAUCCAAGGGAUCCUUAUUCGUUGAGUCCUGGUUCUGUUAGCUCUCAGUCCACAGCAGGACACACAACUGAAGUCGAGAAGUCAUCAAGUCUUGUUGUGGCCAUUGCUUCCGCACGUGCAGCUGCUACACAGUUCAACAAGAAAGACCAAAAUCAUGCAAUAACUACCGUUGAAAGCUCCGCUUCCACUAAGCAGUAUGAAUUGAGAAGCAAGUCUUCUGAACAGAGAAAGCUUUCACCAGUUAGCUUGCCUCAUAGUUGUGAUGGGGAACCUUCUACGUCAAAUGAGUCGAAACCUAACAAUGACUGCAUGUCUGAGCAGAGUAGCAGACAUAAUAGGGUCACUGCAGGUUCGGAACAGCUCCCCAGAGCUUCCCCAAAGCUUUUCGCAGCAGCAGUACGAGGGUUGAAGCCAUCAUGACUGCAGUACCCUGAAAAUAGAACAUGACAUUAGGAAGUCUUGGUGUAGGGGCCUGUUUUACUAAGGUUCUGCCAUGACCCAGAAGUCAGAUUUGCCUUAGCUGAUUGAAAGAUCACAAAGCUGUGUAGAAAAGAGAGCAAAUAACCGGAAGCCUUGUUUUAGACCCGUUGCAGGAUUGUGUUAUGGCCCAUAAAUACAAGAACAAUUUGUACAGCUAGUGAAUUCAGGAGACAUCUUCGUUUCUUAACCCAG